AAGCGUUGUAUAGGUAAAGGAUUGGCGAUAUGGUGGUAGAGUUGCUCGGCUGGCAAGAUAUAUGAGGGCGUACCUUACAUCUUAGUUAUUUUCGAGUUUAAUGCUACAUAGUCGUGCUCACUGCUAAAAUCCGAUUUCUGUCUACUUUUAUAUGUAUCAUCCAAAAUGUCAACCACAACAAUUACUGAAGCCGCGAAGCAGACGCUCGUUGUCACCCCAGAAAAUAAAAUUACUCCUGCCGCAGCAGAUGAAAAGUUUCAGGCCAUCGCGCGCGGCAAUCGCGAAGGUACACUCAAGCUCCAAGGCAUCCCAACCUUCACCGACCCCUACGAGCAGCGCAAAUGGGCGAAGGAGCAUAUGGCGGCUGCGUUUCGCUUCUUCGGAAAGCAGGGCUACGGAGAGGGGGUGUCUGGUCAUAUCUCGAUGAGAGACCCCGUCCUCAAGGACCAUUUCUGGAUGAACCCGUUCGCGAAGCAUUUCUCGACCAUCAAGGCUUCGGACCUGGUUCUGGUCGAUAGCGAGGGCUACGUGACGGAGAGAGGAGCGCAGCUUCCCAUCAACGAGGCGGGGUUCAUGAUUCACUCUGAGAUUCACAAGGCUCGUCCUGAUGUGGUGGCUGCGGCGCAUACACAUUCGAUUCAUGGAAAGACGUGGAGUGCAUUUGGGCGGCCCGUUGAAAUGCUCACUCAGGACGCCUGUAACUUCUACGGGAAGCUGAGCGUAUAUGAUGAUCAUGGUGGCAUUGCACUAGCCCAGGAAGAGGGCGAGCAGAUUGCAAAGGCUCUAGGCGAGAAGAAUAUCGCCUGUAUUCUGCAGAACCACGGUCUACUGACAGUUGGUCACACCGUCGAUGAAGCUGCAUUCCUGUUCUUCAGUUUGGAUAAUGCAUGUCGUUCGCAGUUGAUGGCUGAUGCCGCGGCUGCGAAUGGAGUCCCUAAGAAGAUUGUCAACCAUGAAGUGGCGCAGUAUACUGCUGACGCCGUUCAGAACCCACAUAAUUUUUAUACCGAGUUUCAGCCUGAGUUUGAGUUGAUUGUGGAGGAGAGCAAUGGCCGCGUUCUUCAGUAAUAGAGACUUGGCCCAAAUCCUGUAAUGAUCCUUUAGUCAUCAAUGUAGCAAUCAUACCCUAGUUUCAGGGCUUUGUUAUUAAAGUUCCCUUAAAUCGAAAAUCGAAAAUCGUCUACUGAGUGGGAGAAGUUGUCAUCUGAAUGCCUUCACAGCCUUGGG
Molecule: messenger RNA, 1227 nt
Organism: Aspergillus novofumigatus IBT 16806
Lineage: Eukaryota; Fungi; Ascomycota; Eurotiomycetes; Eurotiales; Aspergillaceae
Product: class II aldolase/adducin domain protein
Exons: 5
Coding region: 166-1068 (300 amino acids)
Cellular component (GO): cytoskeleton
Molecular function (GO): actin filament binding
Source: RefSeq, a predicted model, not a curated record